Molecule: messenger RNA, 1440 nt
Organism: Gregarina niphandrodes
Lineage: Eukaryota; Apicomplexa; Conoidasida; Eugregarinorida; Gregarinidae
Product: hexokinase
Exons: 1
Biological process (GO): glucose 6-phosphate metabolic process; glycolytic process; intracellular glucose homeostasis
Cellular component (GO): cytosol; mitochondrion
Molecular function (GO): fructokinase activity; glucokinase activity; mannokinase activity
Source: RefSeq, a predicted model, not a curated record
AGAUAUCUGGAUUCAUUUGAAAUGGACCGUUAUGCGCGUGAGCAAUUGAUGAGUGGUUUGCAGGUGGAUGUGAACCAGGGUUUGGAGAGUAAGAGGUCGGCAGCGGAUCCGCGUCAGUCGGAUCUGUACAUGUUGGACACGUGUGUUACUGGUGGUCCUAAGGGGACAGAGACGGGUGUGUUUUACGCGGUGGAUUUCGGUGGAACGAAUUUGCGCUGUGUUCGGACAGAGCUAAAGGGUGACGGGAAGUAUGAAUUGGACCAGAUCUCUCGAGAUAUAAGAGAGAUACCAACGAAAGGGAAUUUACCACGUGGAUUAAUGGACAAGGGUGCUACAGCUACGGAGUUAUUUGACCACAUUGCCCUGAUGUUAUUGGAAUUAAUGCGUCGUUCACAGGAUGACGAGAAGGGUACCUUCUAUAAGGUGGGUUUUACAUUUUCGUUUGCUAUCAAUCAGUUGGGCAUUGACCGUGCGGAGGCUCUGUCAAUGAGCAAAGGUUUUGAGACAGGUCAGAGCACUAACGACCCGGUGGUGCGGAAGGGCACGGACAUCGUAUUAUUAUUGAACAAGGCAUUACUCCGGAAUAGCGUGCCUGCCGAGGCCGUGGCAGUCUUAAAUGACACAACUGGGACGUUGAUAGCUGGUGCCUAUACUCGACCGCAAGACUAUCCGGACGCGCUAGUGGGUGUCAUUAUCGGUACGGGCAUGAACAUUUGCUAUGUGGAGCCAGAUGCCCGUCAAUACUUGUAUCAGGGUUCAGUUAUCAACACGGAAGCUGGUGCAUUGAAAAAGGGACUGCCAAGAAAUAUUGUUGACCAUGAGGUGGAUGAUGCUAGUUCUCCGAUGGGUGCUCAGCUUUGUGAGAAAAUGGUAUCUGGUCUUUACUUACCGGAGAUCUGUCGACGCCUUAUUCUCAAAGUGUUCCAAUGUGAUGCACCCCCAUUGGCUUGGGCACAUAACUCUAUGACGACACAUGCAUGUAUGCGCAUCGCCUAUGACGAAACCAAAGAACUCAGCGACACACGGGACGCCCUUAGCAUGCAACUUGAAUGGCCUGAGGUUAAACUUACCUGGGAAGUCUUGGAGAUAUGCCACAACCUAUGUCGUGCAGCUUGCCGUCGUUCCGCCGCCAUUAUGUCAUGUCUCAUAGCAACAUUCGCUAAACGUACUGGCCGUCUACAACCCGCACUUGGAGGUGUCACAGUCGCCAUAGACGGAUCAGUUUACACUAAAAAUCCAGAGUACCAGAAAGACUUCCGCCAGGAACUUGAAAAAACCGUUGGCAAAGACCUCGCAGACCUCAUCAAAGUCACCAUUGCUACUGAUGGUAGCGGUGCUGGGGCAGCCAUUCUCGCAGCUACACCCAAAGCUUCCAGCGAACCCGGCCUUGACUUUUCUGUCCCAGCAGAACGUCUCUGGCAACAGAAACACAACGACUGA